GGUCACCACUGUGAAGUCAAAAAUUCCUGACAAAAACUAUUUUUCUGUUACAGUAAACCCCUUUUCAUACCCAUUUGUGAAACUUUAGUUGACUUUGAGUUGACGAGCUUGAAGUAUGUUUCAAGAUGAAGCCCUAGAAGCUGUUGAAUGUAAAUCAUCUUGGAAGAAAGAGAGGUCUUUAACAGAGAGUGGUGUUCAGACAAGGGAGAUUCUAACAGAUGAAGUGGCCGUUCAAGCUAUCAAAAGACACAAUGUGGAGGUUCAAACAGAAAAUGAUACGGACAAAGACUUGGUGAUGGGGGAUUAUGAUUCAGAGGCCCUGGGAGAUUUCCUAAAGAGCCUGACACCGACGAUUAUCAAAGAAUUAGAUAAGAGUAGAAGAAGCCAUGCCUUUGAUGGCUAUGAUGUGAGCUGGAAAAGUGGUACGUCUGCCGUGACCUGUCUCCACACACUACACAAUGAAGCUGUCACUGAGGAACUACAGGUGACAGGGCUAUCAUGGAAUUCUACGGGAUCAGUGAUUGCUGCUGCUACGGGUAGGUUCGACCAUGUUGACUGGUGCACCCACAAAUCGCAGUUGUCAACCUGGAAUAUUGAGCGGCGGAAUAUCAACACAAAUAAACCAGACACAACUGUGGACACAUCUAGCUGCCUCAUGUGCAUAGCAUUUCACCCAAAGGAACCUGCUGUUAUUGUAGGUGGCACAUUUAAUGGAGAGGUUUUGGUGUGGAACUUCAGCCGAGAUGAUGACAUGUUGGUGGCAUCAUCAGGUAUUGGUGAUGACUCUCACAGGGAGCCUGUAUCAAAGGUCCAGUGGGUGACAGACCCAGACUCCAAAGGAAACAAAUACAAUAUAAUGAGUGUGAGCAGUGAUGGGAAGAUGCUGAUAUGGAAAUUGAAUCUCCAAAAGAGGACACUAACACUCAGUGAAGGUUUCAUCCUGAUGGCGGAGAGCCUACCGAGACACAUGCGAUCAAAGUCAAUGCGAGGAGAUAAAGAAAUGGGAGUGACUUGUAUCUCAUUCAACAAGGAAGAUAGGUCAACCUUCGUGGUUGGAUCAGAGAGUGGCGGUGUCUUCAAAUGUUCACUACACAAUAAAGGGAAUCCUGCAGGGCGUCACAUUACGUCCUCCGUCCAGUUACAUUCUCCCGUGACCUUCUCCUUCCAUCCUCACCACGGACCCGUUUACGCCAUUGACUGUUCGCCUCAUCAUCGCAAUUUGUUUGCGACGUGCGGGACUGACACGUCUGCGAGGGUCUACAGUAUGCUACAGGACAAGCCUGUCUUAACAAUCGAACCAGGAGCUGGCUACCUCUUCUCAACACACUGGUCUCCAGUGCGCCCUCUAGUGUUAGCAAUGGCAACCGAGGACGGUCAUUUAGUUAUCUACGAUCUCAAGACAAGCCAUGUGACGCCACUGUACAAACUUGAGGCGGGAUCUAAAAAGACACCGAUAUAUACACUACAGUUCAAUGCACAUCAACGCCAGCUUCUAGCCACGGGAGACGGUGAGGGUAAUGUGCAGAUUUGGCAGCUGAGUGACGAGUUGACAACCGAAGGAGUCAAUGAGAAGGAAAUAUUGAACGAAAUAGCUGGAUUGACUACGGAAUGAAUAGACUUUUGCUGAGAUUUCUGUGAAGUGACAGACUGCUUGAUUGGACUACUGUGUACUGGGUGGUGUUGGUGACUGUCUUCUUUUGGCAGUUUGGAAGGCAAACGCAAACUUAAAAUACAUGAAAAUUACAGCUCUUUGUCUCACGUGAAUUGAAGACAAGCUAAGUUCACCCUUUCAUCACAAACACUUCUCUGUUUACAAUGUUUCUUUCCACUCAAAACAAGAAAGCGACAACCGCACAGUUUGAACUAUCUGUUGGAGCUGUUGCUUGAUAUGAUCAUGAUAUUGGACUUCUGUUUGCCAAUUUGUGGCUUAAUACAUGUACCAGUACAUGAAGUAUGUAUAUUUGAAAUCCGUCCAAAUAAAAGUGCUUGCAAAACCAUA
This is a messenger RNA of Lineus longissimus, 1999 nucleotides long. Its product is annotated as cytoplasmic dynein 2 intermediate chain 2-like. Gene Ontology annotation, biological process: intraciliary transport. The transcript has 11 exons. Gene Ontology annotation, molecular function: dynein heavy chain binding; dynein light chain binding. The coding region runs from base 116 to 1612 and encodes 498 amino acids. The record is from RefSeq and is a predicted model, not a curated record. Lineage: Eukaryota; Metazoa; Nemertea; Pilidiophora; Heteronemertea; Lineidae. Gene Ontology annotation, cellular component: ciliary plasm; cytoplasmic dynein complex.